AUGACGGACAUCGACAAGAGCCUCAUCUCACCGUUUAUAAAACAAUGUUUCGUGUGCGCGACGGUUUGUAUAAAUGUGCUUAGUAAUGGUUGCGCUUAUGGCUUCCCUGCGGUGCUGCUGCCGCAACUCAAACUUCCAGGAUCUCCUAUACCACUCACCAAGGCUCAGGAGUCAUGGAUAGCGUCAGUGGCAACAAUAGCGAUGUUGGUGGGCAAUUUCAGCAUGCCGGCGGUGAUGGACCGAUUGGGACGAAAAAAAGCACACUUUAUAGUCAUGAUACCCACCGCCAUUGGGUGGUUACUCAUCGUAUUUGCAACGAGUGUAGAGAGUUUAAUUCUAGCCCGUAUCAUGCACGGUCUAUCCCUCGGCCAAGUCGUUUUAAUUCGCGCCGUUAUCAUCGGAGAAUACACAAGCCCCAGAAACCGAGGCGCUUUCCUCACUUUGAUAUCCGUCGCCCAAUCGUCUGGAGUGUUCUUCGUCCACCUGCUGGGCUCCCUGGUCAGUUGGCAGAUCACCGCCGGCAUCAGCGUCCUCUUCACGAUACUCAGCUUUGUGAUGACCUUCAUCCUUCCAGAAUCGCCCAGCUGGCUCGCAAACAACGGGAGAUAUAACGAAUGCGAGAAGCAUUUCCGGUGGCUCAGAGGCGAUGGCGAAAACGAGGAAUUGAACGAAUUGAUCCAGGCCAGAAUAAAACACAACACCGAAAGAGCCGUGAAUAUUGGUGAGCUCAUUCGAAGUAUGGAGUUUUACAAGCCAAUAAUUAUCAGUCUGCACGUGUCGUUGAUAACAUAUUUCAGUGGAGCCAUGACCAUCGCGGUUUAUGGAACGACCAUCGUCUCAAACAUUAUGGGAUCGGAUGUCGAUGCACACUUCUGGCUGGUGUGUUUGGACGUGACCCGAAUCGUCACCAGUUUCCUCGCCGUGUACCUCGUCAGAACGUUCAAAAGGCGGACCGUGUUAUUCAAUUCCGUUGGCUUGUGUCUCUUGAUACACGUUUUGAUUGUCUCCUACGUGUGCGUCAGAAAUUACGUAUCGUUCGAUUACGUAGCGAUUCCGGCUUUGUUAUUAAUUCUGCAAUGCGUGGCUCUCUCCUCAGGGAUAUUGCCGAUGAAUAACGUGAUAGUCGGCGAAAUAUUUCCUUUGGCGCAUCGCAGUGUAGGAAUAAGCGUCACCACGGCAAUUGCGACCGGCUUCCAUUUUGCCGUUCUGAAGACAUUCCCUUACCUCCUGUCGGGGGUGGGGAUCGAGGGGGUGUACGGGAUCUACGCGAGUGUCAUUUGCUACGGGUUUUCUGUGAUAUGGUUCGCGAUGCCCGAGACCAAGGGACGGACUUUACAACAAAUUGAGGAUCGGUUCAAGGGAAUCCAAAGAGUCGUCCCUGAGAUGGAGAGUUUGAAUAACAACCAAAAGUGCUAA
Pieris macdunnoughi is the source of this 1416-nucleotide messenger RNA. NCBI's taxonomy places the organism in Eukaryota, Metazoa, Arthropoda, Insecta, Lepidoptera, Pieridae. The record is from the annotation of a GenBank genome assembly.